AUGUUAAUUCUUGCUGGAAAAAAAUUAAAAGACUUAAACGAAUAUACUCAAAUGUAGAAUAAUGAAAUCAAACAUUUGGAUAUUUCUAAUAAUUUGCUUAAAUCUGGAAAGGAAUUUGCUUAUUUUCAAAAUCUAGAGACGUUGAUCAUUGAUAAUAAUUAUUAUUUUAAUCUAAAUGAUUUUCCUUAACUUCCACAACUCGUAACUUUAAGUGCAAAUAAGAAUAAUUUUAAUAAUUUAGAAAUUUUCAUAGAAGAUUGUUAAACUAAGUUUCCUAAACUAACACAUUUGAGUCUCAUAAAAAACCCAAUUUGUCCCAUGUUUAUUGGUGAAGAGGAAUAUUAAACUUAUAGAUCAACUCUAAUUAAAUAAUUAAGGAAUUUAAAAAACAUAGAUGGAGUGCCAGUUGACCCAAACGAAGUCGAUCCAAAUUAUUUUAAAUAAUAAAAAAUUUAGUAAUAGCAACAGCAAUAAUUAAAUGUAAUUCUAUUAUUUAAAUAGCAGAAGCAUGACGAAGCGAAAGGAACGAUCGAAUUCAACUAAAAAUAUUAAAAACCUGGGUCUAAAACUGUUAAACAGAGGAGUGAGGGCAAUAGAUUUGUUAAGAACAAUUAAUUGUGA
This is a messenger RNA of Paramecium tetraurelia, 621 nucleotides long. RefSeq lists its product as uncharacterized. The record is from RefSeq and is a predicted model, not a curated record. The transcript is spliced from 3 exons. NCBI's taxonomy places the organism in Eukaryota, Ciliophora, Oligohymenophorea, Peniculida, Parameciidae.